UUUUUUUUUUCUGUCGGUUCUGUAUCUGUAGUAGGUAAAGAUGCACGGUUUAGAGUUAGAUCCAGAUCAGAACUUAGCGUAAUUAUUAAUCAUUUUGAUAAAUAUCCUUUACAAAGUACUAAAGCUCUUAAUUUCAGAUAUUUCUGUGAGAUUCUUAAUCUUAUUAACGACAAAGUUCAUACUAAUAUACCAGGUUUUUUAAAAUUAGCUUCUUUAAUAAAUAGAUUGAAUAAACCUUUAUCUGAUUCUUUAUUAGCUAAAUUAGCUCUAUUAGGUCCUUUGCCUAAAGUAGAGUUUGAAACAUCUUAUAAUUUUAGUUCUGAAAACAUGGUGCAAAUUCUAAAUCCCUUCUGGAUAUCUGGGUUCGCUGCUGGUGAAGGUUCAUUUACUUAUUUUACAAAAACUCGUGUGAAUUCAGCAAACAAAACUGUUAAGGAUUAUUUUCUUGUGUUUGAAGUUAGUCAAAGAACGCAAGAUUUACAUUUAUUAAAUUUAAUAGCUUCUUAUUUUAAAACAGGGAAAGUUUACACUGAAACUAGCGGAGUUAGCAGAUUUAGAUUAAGUGGUAAAGAUCAUAUUAUUAGUACCUUAGUACCUCACUUUAGAGAUUAUCCGUUACAAGGUCAUAAGAAUCUACAAUAUUUAGCAUGGUUAAAAGCAGUUCAUCUUUUAACUGACCAGGUUAAAACAAAGGAAAGAGACGAAGAAUUAGAAAUAUUAAUAAAAGAUUUAUCUAGUUUAAAAUAA
This is a messenger RNA of Bipolaris zeicola 26-R-13, 747 nucleotides long. RefSeq lists its product as uncharacterized. The annotation marks the transcript as partial. Gene Ontology annotation, molecular function: endonuclease activity. Lineage: Eukaryota; Fungi; Ascomycota; Dothideomycetes; Pleosporales; Pleosporaceae. The record is from RefSeq and is a predicted model, not a curated record. The transcript has a single exon.